This is a messenger RNA of Neurospora tetraspora, 1434 nucleotides long. Its product is annotated as guanine nucleotide exchange factor. Gene Ontology annotation, biological process: G protein-coupled receptor signaling pathway. Gene Ontology annotation, cellular component: cytoplasm. Gene Ontology annotation, molecular function: G-protein alpha-subunit binding; guanyl-nucleotide exchange factor activity. Bases 1 to 1434 code for a protein of 477 amino acids. NCBI's taxonomy places the organism in Eukaryota, Fungi, Ascomycota, Sordariomycetes, Sordariales, Sordariaceae. The transcript has 3 exons. The record is from RefSeq and is a predicted model, not a curated record.
AUGUUCUCAAUAGGAGUCUCCGGGCCAGCCAAGCUGCAAGCUGUUACUACCCUCGUUAACAAGUUGACUGAGGACCUUAAGAGCAAAAGUCUCUCACCAGAAGAACGAGACAAGGCCCUAGAGGAGCUCAAGGUUUAUGGUCGAGACCCUAGAAAUGCGGACCCAAUCUUCACCAAGGAGGGCAUUGAGACUCUUACGAAACAUGCAUUCGACUCUUCGUCAGAAACAACUUCUCGAAAUGCUCUGCGUGUUCUCUGCAACGCCAUGCUCCUCAAACCCGAAACACGACAGAGAUUCGUCGACCUAGGCUAUGAGUCCAAGGCCUGCGAAAAGCUCAAGAACGACAACUGGGAUGACGAGUUCUUGGCUACCCGAGUCAUCUUCUUUUGCACCUACGGCACCAGCGUUGACCUCAACAAACUUAUCGAUGAGUAUCAACUCGCAGAUAGUAUCGUUAAGAACCUCUCCCGACACGCUACCAGAAUCUCCGAGCAUGCCAAGAACAAGACCAAGGCAGACCCAAUGGAGCUCAUGGCCCUGGGAGAGACACUACGUCUCCUAUUCAACGUCACCAGCAAAUGUCCAUCCAAGACCGACUCUUUCACCGCCGCCGUCCCGCAUAUUGUGACCCUUCUUCUCAGCCUGGAUAUCCCACCAAAGGGGACACCACCGCUCGAAGCUCCCCUCGGUCCUCUGGUCAAUGCGACCAUGAACCUCAAGCUCGACUCCGAGGAGACACGGUCAUGCCUCUAUCCCAAGGACGCACCCUCCAGUCUCGCCGAAAAGCUCAUCAAACUUCUCGACCUUUCCCUCAAAGCCUACUCGGACCAGGAACUCGACGCAACCGUCACCCCUCUAGUCUGCCUCAUCUCCUCCAUCUACGAAUAUGCGCCAGCCGACUCCCCCGUUUGCGAUACGAUCCGGAAGAGCCUUCUCCCCUCAGAAGAGGAGCGCACCAAGGUUCUCGGCAAAGGCGACACCCUCCCCGCCAGACUUCUGGUGAACAUGACCAACCCCAUCGCUCCCGAGUUCGCCAAGGCCGUUUCCCACCUGCUGUUCAACGUGUCGGACAAGGAUGCCCACAAGUUUAUCGAGAACAUCGGUUACGGUUAUGCGUCUGGCUUCCUCUUCCAGAACAACAUUCCCAUCCCAGAAGGGCUAGGAGGCGACGACGAGAAGGGCGAAAGUUCCAAGGCCGGUCAGAGCAGCAAGAGGGCCGUCAAUCCCAUUACUGGCCAGUUCUUGGAUGCUGAGACUUUCCCGGAUAUGCCCGAGAUGACGAUGGAGGAGAAGGAGCGAGAGGCUGAGAGACUUUUUGUCUUGUUUGAGAGGGCGAGGAAACUGGGCAUCGUCAAUUCUAACCCUGUUGAAAAGGCGGUUCAGGAGGGUCGGUUCGAAGAGCUGCCGGACGACUACGAAGAGGAUUCGGACUGA